AUGCAAUCAAACCAAAAUACAAACAAUAAUAGAACUGCAAGAGGUGGCCGCAAUAUUCACAUUGCUCACCGUAGGUCUCCUUCAGAACUUACGCCUCUUAUGGUCGAACAAUUGGCUCUUCAACAACAAAUUGAAAUGCUUCAAGCUCAUCAACAACAAAUGCUUGCACAACAUCAACAAUUCGCUCAAGCCGGACUCUUACCUCCUCCUCAACCAGGACUUUUACCUCCUCAACCUCCUCCAUUAAUGGCUCAUCACCAUCCUUACCUUCCUGUCCCAGCGCCACCCCCACAGUCAUAUUACCAACAGCAUCAACAACAAUCACAAUCACAAUCACAACAACUACAAAUACAACCUCCUCAAUCCCCUUCUGGCCCAAGCUCAAUGGGUUCUACCUUAAAUUCUUCUCCUUCCCAUCGUAGAGCUCAAUCCUCUACAAACUACCACCAUUCUUCUUCUUCUCCUUCUUCUUCUUCUUCUCUAGGACCUCCCCUUGGCUCAAAUGGUGAAUCCUCCUCUCCCUCCUCCUCCUCAAAUACAAGACAAUCCAAUCAUGCUCACUCAAACAGUGGCUCGGGACAUAACCGACGCCACUCACUCGCUCUAUCUGAAGCUAAAAAGGCUGCCGCUGAAGCCCAAGCUAAACGUUCCGCAUCUCCUUCCGAAAAUACUGCUGCUGGACCUUCUUCUCCUCUUCGUGAUUCUUCUUCUUCUUCUUCCUCUUCCUCCUCCACUACUGCUACCUCUGCAAAUACCUCCUCUCCUCCUCAAAUCCCUUCAUUUAAAUUCCCAAAUACCCCAGAAAAGGAUUCUUCUUCUUCUUCUCCUUCAAUUUCUCCUCAGAAAUCUCACGCUCGUUCUCAAAGUCUUCAAUUCCAAAAUAGAUCCUCCCACUACCGCGGAAAUUCUCAACAACUUCCCUUUCAAUUCCCCGCAAAUGGAUCUCCUGAAUCUUCCCUAGAUUAUAAUAAUAAUAAUAAUAAUAAUAAUAACCGCCGUAAUCACAAUAACCAUAAUCGCUCAAAUUCUCGCAACUUUGAAGCAAACUGGCGCCAACCUUUACCUCAGCAGCAGCAACAGCAGCAGCAACAGCAGCAGCAACAACAACAAAAUGACUUUCUUAGCCCUUCUUCUCCUAGUCAAUUCACCCCAGGUCAUCGUUCAGGUCGCUCUUUUAACAAUAAUUCAAUUUCUUCUAUCCAAGCAUUUGCCCUUUACCCACCUUCAAAUAUGCAACCCCAAGGUGGCAAUAAUAAUAACCAGGGUUCUCAACAACAGCAACAACGAAAAUCUCUCUUUGCUCCUUACCUCCCACAAGCUUCCCUUCCUGGUCUUUUGGCCGAAGGCCGUCUAGUCUCUGGUAUUUUAAGAGUUAAUAAGAAAAAUAGAUCUGACGCCUAUGUCUCCACUGAUGGCCUCCUAGAUGCUGAUAUCUUUAUUUGUGGCUCAAAAGAUCGUAACCGUGCUCUCGAAGGUGAUCUUGUUGCCGUCGAACUUCUUGAGGUGGAUGAAGUCUGGGGGUCUAAAAAGGAAAAGGAAGAAAAGAAAAAACGCAAGGAUGCUGCUGUUUCUGAAGAUGGAAACUCCAAGGAUGACUUUACUUCAUCCUCCAACACUACAACCUCCAAUACCUCAAACUCAACUGGACUUCGUCGCCGUGGCUCCCUCAAACAAAGACCUACCCAAAAGAAAAAUGACGACGUGGAAGUUGAGGGCCAAAGCUUAUUGCUUGUUGAAGAAGAGGCUCUCAGCGAUGAAAUCAAACCUUUAUAUGCUGGUCAUAUUGUCGCCGUCAUUGACAGAUUCCCCGGCCAAAUGUUUAGCGGCACUCUUGGACUCCUCCGACCUUCUUCUCAAGCCACAAAGGACAAGCAAGAUGCCGAGCGUAAAGAACGUGGUAAUAAUAAUAAUAAUAACCACUAUGAAAAUAACCACCAUCACCAUGUCAAUAAACCUAAAAUUGUCUGGUUUAAACCUACCGACAAGAGAGUCCCUCUCAUUGCCAUUCCUACAGAACAGGCUCCAAAAGACUUUGUGGAAAAUCAUGAAAAUUAUUCAGAUAAAAUCUUUGUUGCCUCCAUCAAGCGUUGGCCCAUCACUUCUCUUCACCCCUUUGGAACUCUCGUUGAAAUGCUUGGUUCUGGCGAAGACUUUAACAUUGAAAUUGAGGCAAUUUUGCGUGACAAUAACUUCACUGCUAAUGUCUUCCCAGAACAAGUUGUUUCUUCUUUGCCUCCUCCUGAAGAUGAUGAGCUUAUUACUGAAGAAGAUGUUGAAACUCGCAGAGACUUUACCUCAGAGUUUGUGGUGGCAUUCUCUCCAUCAGGUAGCGACGAUUUGGUUGAACAAGCUGUUCAUAUUAAAAAACUUAGCGAUUCUAAAGUCGAGCUCGGUAUCCAUAUCACCGAUCUGACCCAUUAUUGCUUGGAAAAUUCCCCCCUUGACCGUGAGGCAAAGAAGCGUGGUACUUCGGUCUUUUUACAACAGCGUACCGUCCCCAUGUUCCCUUCAGAAUUUACAAAAUAUGUGUCUUUUAAGCAAUCAAAACGUUCUGCAGCCGUUUCUGUGGUUUUCGAAAUGGACCCUAAAACUUGUGAGAUUCAUGAUACUUGGAUUGGUGAAUCUUUAAUCACUCCCUCCAACGUUUUAACUUUUGAUUCCGUUUCUAAAAUCAUUCAAAAUGAAGAUGAGGAAGAAAUUGAUGGAAUCUCCCAAGCUGAAAUGGACUAUGUUAAAACCCUUCGCUUUGUCUCAAUCAUGUUCCGUCAACAACGUUUGGGUCUUGAUAAACCUGAUUUGCCUAUUCUCGGAUUACUUAACUAUGUCGAUGAUGAAAACGUUGUGGUUAAUUCAAACAUUUUCCAAGGAAGUGAGGUCCGCCAGGUUUUGGAUGAACUUUGCAUCAAGGUUAAUACAGCUGUUGCCCAAAAGGUUUUUGCGAUUCUCGGUGAUAAGGCUCUUUUACGUCGUCAUUCAGAUCCCAUUUUACAAAAAAUUGAAUCCUUUAUUGAAAGUGUUAAAAACCUUAACCUCGACAUGGACACUACCUCAUCUGCAACUAUUCAAAAGAGCAUUCUCAAUAUUGACGACGACGUUGUGCGCAAGGGUCUUGAAGCCCUUCUUUACAAGUGUAUGACACGUGCCCGCUACUUUGUUGCCGGCCGUGUCGAGCCUGACAACCAUGGACAUUACUUUUUAAACGUUCCUCUUUACACCCACUUUACCUCCCCGCUUCGUCGCUAUGCUGAUUUGGUUGUUCAUCGCCAACUCAAGGCUGCCAUAUCUGGAGCUGACUAUACUACUGACAUUGCAGAUCUUGUCAAUGUUGCUGACUCAUGUACUUUUAAGAAAGACUGUGCCAAGAAUGCCCAGGAACAGUCGAUCCACUUGGACGUGUGCCAAAAAAUUAACAAGCGUGCUGCUGCCACCGGUCAGCUUGUUAUUGACUCAAUUAUUAUCCAGGUUUAUGAAUCAGCCUUUGAUGUGUUGAUUCCAGAGUAUGGCAUUGAGAAGCGUGUGCAUGGUGACCAGCUGCCUCUACGUAAAGCCGAGUUUGACAAGAAGACAAGAUUACUUGAGCUUUACUGGGAAGGUGGUAUUGAUUCGGCAACUUAUAUCCCCGAUGAUGAAAAGAAUGUUACAUCGGGCCCCAUUACACGUGGCCGUGGCCGUGCCUCGAGUGCCGCAUCUGCCUUGGCUCAAGAACAGGCUAUGCUUAAAGACGGCCAGAUUGAUUUGUCAAAGCUGUCGCUCAAGACAGAAGAUGAGCUUAAGCAAGAUAGUGACAAGGCCGCUGCGACGACCAAAAAGUAUGAAGAUUCUGGUAAGAUUCUUGCACCGUUUUUUGAAAAUGUCACCACUCGUAUGGACAAUGGUGAGCGUGUGCAAGAGAUUCGUGUGUUGCAGCAUGUGCCUGUUCUUUUGAGAGCCAACUUAGGAAAGAGCAUUCCAUGCUUGACUGUGCGUGCCCUCAACCCUUUUACUAAAUGA
Molecule: messenger RNA, 3990 nt
Organism: Magnusiomyces paraingens
Lineage: Eukaryota; Fungi; Ascomycota; Dipodascomycetes; Dipodascales; Dipodascaceae
Exons: 2
Coding region: 1-3990 (1329 amino acids)
Biological process (GO): mRNA catabolic process
Cellular component (GO): P-body; exosome (RNase complex)
Molecular function (GO): RNA binding; 3'-5'-RNA exonuclease activity
Source: RefSeq, a predicted model, not a curated record